Osmia bicornis bicornis is the source of this 1939-nucleotide messenger RNA. Its product is annotated as probable glutamate receptor. NCBI's taxonomy places the organism in Eukaryota, Metazoa, Arthropoda, Insecta, Hymenoptera, Megachilidae. Gene Ontology annotation, molecular function: glutamate-gated receptor activity. The coding region runs from base 17 to 1939 and encodes 640 amino acids. Gene Ontology annotation, cellular component: membrane. The transcript is spliced from 11 exons. The record is from RefSeq and is a predicted model, not a curated record.
GUCGAAGCGAAACAUCAUGUUCGGACGGCAGCGAUUUCUGGCGACCCUGUCGCUCGAGUUGCUGCCGUUCUUGUUAUCGAGUUUUGCCGUCGAACCGAUCGCUUCGCCCGAUUCCAUCCUCAUACGACCGAUCGCCGUUUAUCAGAGUCUGAUCAAAGGGGUCCACGAUUACUUUAACAACACUUGCGUGAUACUCCUUCGCGGCUCCUCGAGACCGAUAGAAGAGGAAGGAAUGGAACAGUUGGACGGAUUGCUGGCGCUUCAGAGGUAUUUCAGCGGCUCUUUGAACAUACGCACAGCCAUCAUGGAUUUUCAGAUGUUCAAGAAUCGAGUGGGGAAAACUUAUCGUCAGAUCAAGAGGCCGUUGUUCGUGUUGCUGAACGAUCUGGAGGAGACGAAACAGCAAUUCGUUUUGGUUUCCAAGUGGAUCGGAAUGGCCUAUCCGACGUGGUUGCUCUUUCUCAGGGACGAGAGCAAUGUCGAGGAGGUUUUGACGAACGUUUACGUGCCGUUCGACUGUGUGCUGAUGGUCGCCCAGAGGAACACCGAAGGAGCUGGUGAGAUCAUUCGAGACGUGUAUCGAAUCGGUAAAGAAGACCGGUUGAGAUGGAUGACGUUUGGCACGUGGAACGUUACUCAUGGAUUUCGAGGCCCUCUUCUCGGAUUAUAUCAGCGACGCCACGAUUUAUAUGGACAGAACAUAAGGGUGGUGGUCAUUGAGGAUCCUCCUAUCUCGCGAAUCGUCCGGAACGAGACGAGCAACCAGACGAUCGGUGUCCGAGGCUUCUUCGGGGAGGUGCUUCAGCUGUUGCAGGAAGGAAUGAAUUGCACAUUCACUUACGAGGAGGCUUCCUGGGGCGUGCGGCUGCCGAACGGCACCUGGACGGGCUCGAUCAGGAUGUUGUUAGAGGACGAGGCGGAUUUAGCGGCCACCGAACUGAUGAUGACGUCCGACAGGCUGGACGCUGUGAAAUUCACCACGCCCGUUUAUUCGACCAAAUGUCGCGUGUACAUCAAGAGACCAGACUCGAAGGCGGUCAAGUGGAACACGUAUUUCGCGCCAUUCGCGUCCAACAUUUGGAACGCGAUCGCGAUAACGAUCGUGCUUACCACUCUCGCGAUCGCCGGGAUCGAGGGAUUCUCCUCGAGGACCAGCGAAUUUCCACCUUCUCCGUUCCGACUGUCCGAGAUCGUGUUCCUGGUGUUCGGCGUGUUUUGCGGGCAAGGUAUGGAACCGUCUUCGUUGGAUCCGAUCAGGCUGGUGCAUCUGAGCAUUCAUCUGACAGCGGUGGUAGUGAUCGCCGCUUACUCGGCGGCGCUGAUCAGUUAUCUCGCGAUCAAGACGUUCGUGAUGCCGUUCACCACGAUGGAGGGUCUGUUGGUGGACGGUACAUAUCGAUUCGCGGUGGUCGCCGAUUCGGCCGAUUAUAGCUUCUUCCAGAACACCACCGAUCGCAUCCUCAACGUCAUGUUUGAGGAGUUGUUGACUAGGGAAACCGAUCUUCCGGCCAAUUACCUGGACGGUUUGAAACGCGUUUGUACGGAAAGCAAGUACGCGUUUAUGACACUGGACAACAUGGCAGCGGUUCUAAGAGGAAAAGUGGACUGCGCUUUGGAACCUCUGGACGUGAUGAUGCAGACCACGAUAGCAAUGGCGGUUCCGUCGCAGAGUCCCUACCGUGGAAUCAUCGACACUAACAUUCUUCUGCUGCGAGACAGCGGAAUUCUUCAGCGGUUGCUCAAGACGGAAUGGUCGACAAACGAGUACACGACGAAAACGGGCUGGACGUCGGUGGAACUGCAGGAGGCGACGCCGCUGCUCGUGUUCAUGCUGCUGUCGUUUCUGGUCGCGGGUAUGGCGCUGAUGGUGGAACGAAUGGUUCGCCGCGAUCGCGAGAGAAUUCGGGUGGUCGCGACGCGGCAACAGGCGGCUAAUUAG